AUGGACGGAGCUACACAGGAAGAGGGGACUGUCUCCACGAGCUAUUGGGAGAUUGUACUGCGCGCAAGCAUGCCGUCGCUACUACAGUCAGAUGAUAGUCGUGGACUGGAGCAGAAACUAGACAGUCUAUAUGAUGAAAAGGCUACAGCUGUGCCAUACGCGGCAGCCGAGGUGACGACCCAACAUCGCGGCGAUCAACGUGCCAUCCUUCGCGAGUGUUGGAACAACUCGUUUUCUACCACGUCCGACCUCCCUACCGAGAUCCUUGAACACAUCUUUCAGGAUCUGUAUAGGGCCUCCAAGGAACUAUACUGGGGACUGCCAGCUAAUAUACCCCUUGAUUCCAUCCGGAUCUCGCGUGUCUGUCGUCGUUGGCGCGAGAUCGCGCUGAGUCGGGGUACACUAUGGAACGACCUCAGCACGCUGAUGCCGAAGUUUCUUUGGGAUGCACAUCUAGCUCGUUCCCGAGCGUGUCUGCUCGAUGUGAAGUGUAUGUGGCCCCCCGAAAAUACGGAUUAUAUUACCGACAUCAUCGCCGUUUACCCUCGCAUCCAAUCGCUUUUUGUCGCCUCCUGUUCAGACCAAGACGUCGUGGAAGAUCUGGGUCCAGCGUUUUUAUUGAAGUCCCCACAUCUACACACACUGGACAUCGCUAGCGUCCAUAGAUUGUGGCUUAACCGCACAUUCCAUGAAUAUCUCGUGCAUCGCGCUCCUGCCUUGCGGAGCCUUUCACUGUCCCACCGCAUCUUCCCGUGGGGUUCCACUCUGGCUCAUUUACGAUCGCUCCGAUUGUCAUCCACCAUGUAUGGGGAUGACACCGAUGGCGAUAUCCUAGAUCUCUCCCAUACGUUUGAGGACGUUCUCCACACCUUACGAGGCGCUCAGAGCCUUGAGAUACUCGACAUCUGGGGCGAUGUUGUUUUCGCCGCGCCAUCGGAGCUACCCUGGCCGACCAUAUCCUCUCCCUUGAAAAGGCUAACAUUAGAAGGCCCCGUAUACCGCGUUUGCGGUCUACUAGCUGCGUUCCAGGCCAGUUCCUCUUUGCAAGCUAAGCUUGUCUCUGAAGAGUACGAGAGCGACUACGAUUCGGAUGAUCCGGAAGACGUGGAACCCGAAGACAUGGAAGAUCAAUCGACCGCCGCUGCCCGUGCAUCGGAUGUCCUACGCCGCCAUCUAUCUAGCCGAUCCCUACAAGGGCUACCCGAGUUCACGGUCUUGCAUAUGAUUGUCGACGACGCUCGUCUUACUAUGAGACUUGGUUUUGAGAUGGUUCCUGUAUCGACGCUCUCCACCACCGGCACGAGCACAACCCGACCCACAUCAGAGCAGUUGACCAGCGACUCGGAUCUUCCCUACGUGGACUUCCGACUCACCUUCAAAAGCGCUCAUCGAGGGCAUGCGGAGUCGAUCAUCGCAAAGACCUCGAAGCUCUCGCGCAGUAUCACGACUGCACAGCUUCAAUGCCUGCAACAUCUGGUGCUCUCCGCAUUGUGUUGGCAUGAACAGGACAUCGAGCGCGUGUUCCAGCACGCGUACAACGUCGAGAGUCUGACGGUGUACUCUACGUAUGGCCCCGAUGAGUAUCAAGCAGCAGCACUCGUCGCUCAACUCGUAUGCGAGUCGGUGCCGAUGUUGGAGGCCACAAGUUCCGACAUCGAUGCUGCCGCCGGCAAGGUCGACCUGAAGCCGUUCAAGGAGCCUAAAUUCCUGCCUCGGCUUCGCGCUCUGCACAUCACAGGUGUCGCCUUGAACCACGUGGUAGAAUACAACGGUCGAUUACUAACUCUGAUCGACGCUUUGACGCGAGGUCUUCGGGGUCGCCAUCGCACUACCAAACGCAGGCUGCAGACAUUGCACCUGGAGGAUUGCGGGCGGAUUGCAGAGCGCGAUAUCGAGCUGUGGGUUGAUUGCGUAUCGCGUGUCACAAUCGAUUGA
Messenger RNA from Peniophora sp. CBMAI 1063, 1935 nucleotides. NCBI's taxonomy places the organism in Eukaryota, Fungi, Basidiomycota, Agaricomycetes, Russulales, Peniophoraceae. The record is from the annotation of a GenBank genome assembly.